This is a messenger RNA of Rhagoletis zephyria (snowberry fruit fly), 6636 nucleotides long. It is a transcript of the gene Tnks, whose product is annotated as tankyrase. NCBI's taxonomy places the organism in Eukaryota, Metazoa, Arthropoda, Insecta, Diptera, Tephritidae. The record is from RefSeq and is a predicted model, not a curated record. Gene Ontology annotation, molecular function: protein binding; NAD+ poly-ADP-ribosyltransferase activity.
CUUUAGUAAUGCUACUGCCGUAUAUUAUACGAUAAUUGAAUGCAAAUGAGUCAUACUCAACAUCUGGCAACUCGACGGAUUUCCCAAUUUUUUUUUCUUCAUUUGUGCACUUUUCUUGUUUUCUGCAGUGAUUUUUUCAACUCAGCAUUGGACGUUCGACUAAUCGGCAAAAAUGUUAUCCAUUUUGUGCUGCAGUUGCUAAAAAUUGUGAAAAAUGAAAAACUUAUCGAUUUUAUUGUAGAAAAUCUAAUAAAAUUUAUAAUUUUCAUUGGAAAACGGGCGAGGCCGUGUUUAACUGCAAAAAGUGCAAAAAAAGGUGUUUUCGCAGUGUGGUUGGGGAAAGUUCGCAUACAAAAGGGUAGACAACGAAAGAAAGUCAUAAAAAGGCAAGUGGAGGAUUGUGUUUCUCUGGUUGGAAAGUGGCUGCAGUCACGGAUACAAAAAGGUGAGGAGCAGUAAGCAUUCUGGAUCUACAUACUGCGUUGAUUGCCACAAGGAACGACAUUGUAUAUAACAACAUACGGACGCACCUAGGCACCGCAGUCAUUCCAAAAUGUCGAGUCGCAGUCGCGCAAUACUCAAUGUAAACCUCGAUGCGGCAAUGGCCAAUGAUCCAUUGCGAGAGCUUUUCGAAGCAUGUAAAACGGGUGACAUUGCAAAGGUAAAGAAGCUCAUUACAACACAAACUGUGAAUGCGCGCGACACCGCUGGACGAAAGUCGACACCUCUACACUUUGCAGCAGGCUAUGGUCGCCGCGAGGUAGUCGAGUUUCUACUGAAUAGUGGCGCUUCCAUACAAGCAUGUGACGAGGGUGGUCUACAUCCGCUACAUAAUGCCUGCUCAUUUGGGCAUGCUGAGGUCGUACGAUUACUGCUAAAGGCUGGCGCAAGUCCCAAUACAACAGACAAUUGGAAUUACACACCGCUGCACGAGGCGGCCAGCAAAGGCAAAGUGGACGUUUGCAUAGCAUUGCUGCAGCAUGGUGCCAAUCCGAAUAUACGCAAUUCAGAGCAGAAGACGCCACUGGAAUUGGCCGACGAUAAUACACGACCUGUACUCACUGGCGAGUAUCGCAAGGAUGAGCUAUUGGAAGCAUCACGCUCUGGUGCAGAAGAUCGCUUACUGGCAUUGCUCACACCAUUGAAUGUGAAUUGUCAUGCCAGUGAUGGUAGACGCUCAACCCCGCUACACUUGGCGGCUGGUUAUAAUCGCAUCGGUAUUGUGGAGAUUCUAUUGGCGAAUGGUGCGGACGUGCACGCCAAGGACAAGGGUGGUUUAGUGCCGUUGCACAACGCCUGCUCGUAUGGACACUUUGAGGUGACCAAGCUGCUGAUCAAAGCGGGUGCCAAUGUAAAUGCGAACGAUUUAUGGGCAUUUACGCCAUUGCAUGAGGCAGCAUCGAAAAGCCGUAUCGAGGUAUGCAGUUUGUUGCUGAGCAAAGGCGCCGACCCGACGCUGCUCAAUUGCCACAAUAAGUCGGCAAUCGAUUCGGCGCCAACACGAGAAUUACGUGAACGCAUUACGUAUGAAUUCAAAGGGCAUUGUGUGCUGGACGCAUGCAAGAAGGGUGACAUAGCGCGCCUCAAAAAAUUCCUCUCCUCCGAAACUGUCAACUUUGUGCAUCCAUAUACGGGCGACACACCGCUACACGCCGCCGCCAUUUCAAUUGAUCCCAAACGCAAGCAGAUAACAGAAAUACUUAUACGCAAAGGUGCGUUGUUGAACGAGAAGAACAAGGCCUUCCUAACACCUCUACAUCUGACAGCCGAGCACUUGCUUUACGAUGUGAUGGACACGCUGCUGAAGAAUGGCGCCAAAGUGAAUGCGUUGGAUGGUCUGGGUCAGACCGCAUUGCACAAGUGCGCCCGGGAUGAACAGGCCGUGCGUCUAUUGCUUUCGUAUUCCAUAGAUGCAACUAUCAUUUCGCUGGAGGGCUACACUGCAGCACAGCUAGCCUCCGACGCUGUGUUAAAGAUACUUAAGGAUCCGCCAGAUACGGAAACACAUCUAUUGGAAGCCGCUAAAGCGGGCGAUUUGGACACGGUGCGUCGCAUUGUGCUCGCCAAUCCGCACACAGUAAAUUGUCGCGACCUGGAUGGACGUCACUCCACGCCGCUGCACUUCGCCGCCGGCUUCAAUCGUGUGCCAGUCGUAGAAUUUUUAUUGGAGCACGGCGCAGAAGUGCAUGCCGCCGACAAGGGUGGACUAGUUCCACUACACAACGCUUGUUCGUACGGCCAUUACGAGGUCACGGAGUUGCUGGUGAAGCAUGGCGCGAAUGUGAACGUGUCCGAUUUGUGGAAAUUUACACCGCUGCAUGAGGCGGCGGCCAAAGGCAAAUAUGACAUUGUGAAAUUGCUGUUGAAACAUGGCGCCGAUCCGUCGAAGAAGAAUCGCGAUGGUGCCACGCCAGCUGAUUUGGUUAAAGAGUCCGAUCAUGACGUAGCGGAGCUGUUGCGUGGCAACUCAGCGCUGCUGGAUGCCGCUAAGAAGGGUAACUUGGCGCGCGUACAACGCCUUGUUACACCGGAGACGAUCAACUGUCGUGACGCACAAGGACGCAAUUCCACACCACUGCAUCUAGCGGCUGGCUACAAUAACUACGAAGUCGCUGAGUAUCUGUUGGACAAUGGCGCCGAUGUCAAUGCACAAGACAAAGGCGGCUUGAUACCGCUGCAUAAUGCCUCUUCCUACGGGCAUCUGGACAUAGCGGCGCUCUUAAUUAAACACAAGACUGUGGUGAAUGCCACCGAUAAGUGGGGCUUUACGCCGCUGCAUGAGGCCGCGCAAAAGGGACGCACACAAUUGUGCGCGCUGCUGCUUGCACACGGCGCAGAUCCAUACAUGAAGAAUCAGGAGGGUCAAACACCAAUCGAGUUGGCGACUGCGGAUGAUGUGAAAUGCCUAUUGCAGGAUGCAAUGACAACAUCCUUGGGCGACUCGACACUUAGCUCCUCCAGCAUCGCUGGUCAGCAAUUCACCUUCACCGGCACCAACUGCUGCUGCGGGCGCAGCAGCGAGUACAUCUGCAGCGCCGCUGCCGCUACUAGCUUGACUGCCGCUGCGGCAGCCUGCAAUGUACUUUCACCAACUACUGAGACCGUAACACUGCCUUCUGGUGCCUCGAUGACGCUUAGUGUACCGGUGCCGUUGCCGCUGUCAACGCGCAUUAGUCCUGCGCAAGGCGCUGAAGCGAACUCUGGUGAUAUGACCAGCGGUGAAGAGGUGCCCGAUCCCGAUUCCAUUACCAAUGUGGCCAGCUUCUUGUGCAGCCAACAGUUGGAGCAUUUGAUAGAUCUCUUUGAGCGUGAACAAAUCACGUUGGAAAUACGCGAAAUGAGUCAUGAGGAUUUGAAGCAAGUGGGCGUGUCUGCGUAUGGGUUUAGACAUAAAAUAUUGAAAGGUAUUGCGCAGCUGCGCGCCACCACAGGCAUUGGCAGCAAUGUCAAUCCAGGUACUCUAUUAGUGGAUCUCUUGCCAGACGAUAAGGAAUUUGUCGCGGUUGAAGAAGAAAUGCAGGCUACCAUACGUGAGCAUAGAGACAAUGGCCAAGCGGGCGGCUACUUCACACGCUACAAUAUUAUACGCGUUCAAAAGGUACAGAAUCGCAAACUUUGGGAGCGUUACGCACAUCGCCGUCAUGAAGUGGCCGAGGAGAACUCCAUACAAGCCAAUGAGCGUAUGCUCUUCCACGGCAGUCCUUUCAUCAACGCAAUCGUGCAGAAGGGCUUCGAUGAGCGUCACGCCUAUAUUGGCGGAAUGUUUGGUGCGGGUAUUUAUUUUGCUGAGCACAGCUCGAAAAGCAAUCAGUAUGUGUAUGGCAUUGGUGGUGGGAUUGGUUGUCCAUCGCACAAGGAUAAGUCUUGUUAUGUUUGCCCAAGACAACUGCUUCUGUGUCGCGUAGCACUGGGCAAAUCAUUCUUGCAGUACAGCGCAAUGAAAAUGGCACACGCACCGCCAGGACAUCAUUCGGUUAUUGGUCGACCAUCAGCCGGAGGGCUACAUUUCGCUGAAUAUGUAGUGUAUAGAGGAGAGCAGGCCUAUCCCGAGUACUUGAUUACUUAUCAAAUCGUUAAGCCUGAUGACAGCAGUAGCGGCAAUGAGGAAUCGAGAUGAUGGCCAUCAGUUGGUUCGACGCCCACCACUACUUCGCCUGCACAACAGCAACACCAACAUCCGCAGCUACAACAGCAACAGCAACAACAACAGCAGCAGCAAUUGCAACAUCAGCAACCUCAACAGCAACAAAAACACCACAAUACGAUAACAACAACAGCAACACAUCACGCGCAUCCGCACACGCACCAGCACUCGCAUCCGAAAUUGCAACAGCAGCACUCACUGCCACUGCAACUGCAGUAUCAUCAUCACUCACAACAUCACCAGCUGGUGACCACCACACAGCCUUCACCGGCUGGCACGUUCAUCAGCCAGACGGCGGGUAUUAUCACAACCGUUGCCAACAGCGAUAUGCUGGGCCACAAUGGCGAUAUUUCUCCGCUCUCUUCCAGCAAUUCUUUCUCCUCAGUGGACACCAAUCAAACACUACUUAACUCAAUUGCCAACCAAGCGCAACUGCAACACCAACAGUCGUCCUCAUCGCAUAUAUUGCCUCAGCUGCCACCGCCGCCCACAAGCAAUAACAGCAGUUCCAAUCGUCAUGGCACCAGCAAUCGCUCAUAUCGCACCAAGUAUAGCCAAUUCAUGAUAAUCACACCAGCGGUCUCCAUUGAUCGUGACUAUGAGCAUGAUGAAGCUUUUGGCAGUGGUGGAUCCGCUGCAGCUGCGUUAACUAACAAUUUCGACUUUGAUGAGGAUGCCUAUUGCAAUGACAACAACACCAAUGCCAAUGCCAAUGGCAACAACAGCAAUGCCAAUAAUGGCAACAUUUUUCGCAUGUCACUACUGCAGAAUAGCAGCAGCAUUGAUAGCGGCAACAGCAGUGACAGCUCUUUCCGCUCCAACUACAAUCCCUAUCUACAUCACAGUCGCCAACAUUUGCUACCCAAAGGGGCGCCACAUUUCUACACGUUCUCCUCGUGGCGCUGGUGCACACUAAUUUGUGCUGCAAUGCGUUGCUUUGGUGGCGGACAUAGCUCACAUGCGCCGUACAGCACCAGCUUUGCGCGGCCACCAUAUCAGCGUUCGCGUAGCUCCGGCGCACAAACAACCCGUUCCUCGCAGCCACAUCGGCGUUUGCGCUCCUCUUCCUUUACUGCUGAGACGGCUUUCGAGCAUUUCUCGGCACCCUUUAAGGCGCGCAAAACGCGCGACCAUCUCAACAACAUCACCUACGAAUUGUGACGGUGGCAGCAGCGAUUACGACGACCUCAAUGCCAAUUCGAAUUUGAGCCCCGCAAUUGUGUGGUGAUGGCCAUUGCAAUUGUACUAGUGCUACGAACAAUUCGAGCGACUGCAACGCAGAAAGCUAUUAACGCGUUUUUUGAUCUCGUAUUCGUAUUUGUAUGCGCUUUGUUGAUCGGCAGCGCAACAUUAAAGCAGCCGUGUUGUUGCGAGAGUAGUACCAGUGCCGACAGCACAGUGUCAUCGUAUUCCACUUUGAACGUUUAUUAUUAUUACUUAUUAUGAAAGAAAACAAAAAAAACACAAAAACGAUAAGAAAAUCAAACAAAAAACUAUUACUCGUAUUAAAAUCUUACAUUUACUCCAUAUUUCUUGUACUUUUAACUUAUAGUCGUCGUCGUCGUCGUCGUGUUAUAGAAGAAACUGAACAAGUAAAUAAUAUACAACAUAAAUAUAUGAUAUACAUAGAUAAGUGUGUACACUUUAGGGCAACGUUUUGAGGGAAUGAAGAAUGCAUAAAGACUAAGCGAGAGAAAUAUAGAGAAAAAGGGAAAAAAUUAAAAAAUCAGCAGCAAUGGAAUGAAAAUCAAAGGCAAUUAAGACGGAGAUUCUCAUACGCCAACUUAAACCUGAUUGAAUGCAUUUGCUGAAGUAUGAAGCGAAGCUAGAUUUGUACUUCUUUAACAUUUAACUUUUUUCUUUUUUUUUUUAAAUUGCAUAUGACUCCCGUUUGGGGCAUUUGAAGAGUGAAUUUGUGCUCUCCGCGCAAUAUAUUUCACCAUUCGGCCAGAUCUCACCAUUUAAUUUUUAUGUUUUUUUAACUAAAAAUGUGCGAAUUUGUUGUCGUUUUCUUGCUUCAUUCAUUGCAUUCAUGAAAAAAUUAAAAUCACUAAAGGAAAAAUGUCUAAAACUGCAAUCAGAGGUAUCUUAUGUCAGGCCAUAAUCAGUGACCAUGGUAUAUACAUAUGUACAUUUGUUACGACCAAAACAUUAAUGUCUCAGAUGUAGAAACAUUUGUCAGGUCUGCAUGUACAGUGGUGGUCAUAUAAUUUGGGACGCAUUCAAAUAUCGAUGCCCCUUUCACCCAAAAACAAUUUUUUUAAGCCCUUCCGAACCGGUUAACAUCAGUAAUUCGAGCGGGCCAAUCCAAAACACUUUCCUGCAGAAAACCAAGCUUUGUUGCUCCUAGCAGUAAGUCUUUGAUCGUUAUCCUGCAUAAAAAUGAAUGCAGCAGGCACAUUCUCGUCGGAAAAUUGCCUUCAUUUUGUUCAUCCAUAUAUCUUUGUACAGAUUUUGAUCCAUUCGCUCUGUUAUCCGACCCGCACCAGACC